AUGGAGUGUUGGGAUGCUGCUGUUUCUCACCUGAGCUGGACUCUGAUUGUUGGGGGCGUGGCCUUCCUGCUGCACCAGAGGCGGGCACACACGCCGUAUGGCCGCUACGUGCCGGCGGAGGGUCGCCGCUGUCCGGCCAGACUGGGCUGGUUCCUGCAGGAGGUCCCGGCCUUCCUGCUGCCACUGCUGCUGCUGCUCGCUGACGAAGCGAAGGCCGAGCCGGGGAUGAGUGGACGCAGGACCGGGAGGACGCUACUGCUCUGCACCUUCAUGCUACACUACUUCCACAGGACUUUCAUCUACGGCUUCCUGACCAGAGGACGACCCGUCCCGCUGUCCAUCGUCCUCUACGCCGCCAUCUUCUGCUCGCUCAAUGGCUUCCUGCAGGGACACCACCUGCUGCACUGCGCACAGUUUGAAGACACCUGGCUGACGGACGCUCGCAUGGCUGCAGGUUUUCUUCUGUUUGUGGUUGGAAUGACCAUCAACAUCCACAGUGACCACAUCCUGCGCAACCUGAGGAAAGCUGGAGAGACUGUCUACAGGAUCCCCCAUGGGGGGAUGUUUGACUUUGUGUCUGGAGCUAAUUUCUUUGGGGAGAUUGUGGAGUGGUGUGGCUACGCUGUAGCUGCUUGGUCUUUGCCCACCUUCGCCUUCGCUUUCUUCACCGUCUGCUCCAUCGGGCCCAGAGCCUGCCAGCACCACAGAGACUACCAGCAGAGGUUUGAGGACUACCCUCGCUCCAGGAAAGCUCUCAUUCCUUUCAUACUGUGA
Molecule: messenger RNA, 774 nt
Organism: Chelmon rostratus (copperband butterflyfish)
Lineage: Eukaryota; Metazoa; Chordata; Actinopteri; Chaetodontiformes; Chaetodontidae
Product: 3-oxo-5-alpha-steroid 4-dehydrogenase 2-like
Exons: 5
Coding region: 1-774 (257 amino acids)
Biological process (GO): steroid biosynthetic process
Cellular component (GO): membrane
Molecular function (GO): 3-oxo-5-alpha-steroid 4-dehydrogenase activity
Source: RefSeq, a predicted model, not a curated record